UAAAUAAAUAAAUAAAUAAGCCUCUCUCUCUCUCUCUCUCUCUCUCAUUUUCUCUCUCUACAGAACGGCGUUUGCGAUUCCUUAUCCCCUUAAUAAUCCCUUUCCAAAUUCCAAUACACAAAAUACAACUCUGCUUAGCUCCUCCAUAACCAUUAAUUCUGAGCUCUGAGAGUGUCCCUUUCCCAAGACUGAAGCACAAUGGGGGCUUCGCAAAACGGCGACGUACCUCUCUCCCCGCUUCACGGCUUGAAAUCCUCGCAGCCGCACGCUCUCAGAUUCUCCAAGCACGUCCACGACAACGUCCACGGCAACAUUUUCCUCGAUCCUCUCUCUUUGAAGUUUAUUGAUACUGAGCAGUUCCAAAGGCUUCGUGACCUCAAACAACUUGGAGUGUCCCACAUGGUUUAUCCAGGGGCUGUACAUACCCGGUUUGAACAUUCUCUUGGGGUGUAUUUCCUUUCUGGUGAAGCUGUUCAAAGGCUGAAAAAUUAUCAGGGAAUGGAGCUUGAUAUUGAUCAUUUUGAUAUCCAAACAGUGAAGCUCGCUGGACUGUUGCAUGAUGUUGGUCACGGGCCUUUUAGUCACUUGUUUGAACGAGACUUUCUUCCUCAGGUUUGCAUUGGUUCUGAUUGGUCUCAUGAGCAAAUGUCAGUGAAGAUGGUUGAUCACAUUGUUGAUGAGCAUUCUAUUGAUGUUGACUCUGAAAUGAUCAAAAGAGUGAAGGAGAUGGUUCUGGCUAGCUCUGAAUUUAAACAGCCACAAGCAUCAAGGGAGAAGAAGUUUUUAUAUGAUAUUGUUGCAAAUGGCCGAAAUGGAAUUGAUGUAGACAAGUUUGAUUAUAUUGUCCGUGACUGCCGAGCUUGUGGGCUAGGAUGCAACUUCGAGUCUCAAAGGUUACUGGAGACUAUGCGGGUUUUGGAUGAUGAGAUUUGCUAUCGGGCCAAGGAAUACCUAACCAUCCACAAGUUGUUCGCCACUCGAGCCGAUCUCUACCGAACAGUUUAUAUGCAUCCAAAAGUAAAGGCAAUAGAGCUUAUGGUAGUAGAUGCGUUGGUGCAAGCAAAUAGUUAUCUUGAAAUUUCGUCCCAUAUAGAUGACCCCUCAGAAUACUGGAAGCUAGAUGACACGAUAAUCAAAACUAUUGAGACUGCUCCUGAUCAAGAAUUGAAGGAAGCUAGGGAUCUGAUUCUGCGAAUACGAAGGAGAAAUCUAUACCAGUUCGUUAACGAGUAUGCUGUACCUAAGGACAGGCUAGAAAACUUCAAAAAUGUCACAGCUCAAGAUAUUGUCUGUUCUCAGAAAAAUGGUGGAGUGAUACUCCGAGAGGAGGAUGUUGCUGUUACUAACGUUAAGAUUGAUUUGACUCGCGGAAGGAAUAAUCCUCUUGAAAGUAUCCAUUUUUUCAAGGAUUAUGAGAGUGAUGAGAAAUUUUGCAUACCUGAUGAGCGUAUUAGUCACUUGCUGCCUACAUCUUAUCAAGAUAUGAUAGUGAGGGUCUAUGCCAAAAAGCCCGAAUUGGUGGGAGCCAUCUCUGAGGCCUUUGAAAAUUUCCAGUUAAGAACAUAUGGAAUCAAAGCGCAAGUGCACGCAACACCAGAGAAAAAGAAACGGCGCAUAUGAGUAAGGACACUAAUGGAGGAUUCUGCUUUGUAGCAUGGAUAUAGAAAACCACAAAGAGGCGUAUGAGUUUUGACAAUAUAUUCCAGCAAACUACAUAUUAUGUGUAUAGUUGAUGAUGAUUUUUCUCAACUGGGAAUUUAUAAUUACCCCAAAGUUUUGUACAGAUAUUAUGUGUCAUCUUUGCUGAAAUAUGGUAAAAAGGCUUGCUUAUAUAAAACCUUCUCCUGUGUAAUUGUUCUGAAGAUGAUCAUCAUUUCCCAACUAUGGUUUUGUGAGUACUA
Morus notabilis is the source of this 1901-nucleotide messenger RNA. RefSeq names its product deoxynucleoside triphosphate triphosphohydrolase SAMHD1 homolog. Gene Ontology annotation, biological process: dGTP catabolic process. The record is from RefSeq and is a predicted model, not a curated record. Gene Ontology annotation, cellular component: nucleus. The transcript has 19 exons. Bases 199 to 1620 code for a protein of 473 amino acids. NCBI's taxonomy places the organism in Eukaryota, Viridiplantae, Streptophyta, Magnoliopsida, Rosales, Moraceae. Gene Ontology annotation, molecular function: dGTPase activity.